AUGACCGCAGGAGACCCCAACAACUACGUACUCGAACAGAUCAACCAUGACGGCGAACUCGUUGACUUCACCCGUCUCCAAAACUCCCAGGCAUGGAAAGGUAUAUUGACAUCCGAGGAGUACACGUUCAGAGAGCGUCUUCUUGGGAACUGCGACAUGACACAAGACUUGAGAGUUUAUGUGUUAAAGGAUAUCAACAACCCCAGUGAGGCCUUGUGUUCCAUUGAAUUGCUUAUUAGAGACGCGUUGGUGUACGAUAAGGUCGAUGGGAAGGUUGUGCACCGGAAGGUUAGAAGUGGUUGUAUUGGUGGUGUCUUCACUUACAAACAGCAUAGAAGACGUGGUUAUGCCAGGAUUAUGGUCAACAAGUUGGUGGACUUAUGUCAGGCUGAAUUGUUGGAGGAUGGGUUUUUGUUUUUGUAUUCUGAGGUGGAUGAGUUCUAUGCUGAGAGUGGGUUUGUGUCGAUGGAAGUGCCAGUAGUGGUGAUUCCAGUAGACCACGAAACCCCGACCCGCUUUACUGGCCAUCAAGGGGUUGAAGUUCCCGAGGGUCUGUUGGUGCCGCUUGGCUUCGCAGAGUUUGAAGACGUGAUGAACGUAUACAGAAAGCAUAGUUUACAAGACAUUGAAGCCAGAACUAGAACCGAUGGUAAAACCCACUUGACCAUUGUACCAGACCAUAGAAGUUUCGACUGGUAUCACGUGAGAGCCAAGUAUGUGCACGGAAAGGUACACGAUCUAAAGUUGAAAAUUGAUCUUGGUAAGAUGGACCAGGUGUUUUCGCUUUUCAAGACUGUGGGACCUGAGAUCUUUGGGUUCAAGUUGGAAAACAAGGGCGAGUUAUUGGGGUUCAUAGUUUGGACUUUCGAUUGGACGCCAGAGAAGUUUGUGGUGAAGGUUUUGUUGAUUCAUGUUUGUGAUGGCCAUCACCAGAGCUUGAGACUCAAGUUGCUUGGGUACUUGAAAGAGUACAUCCAGUUUUACGGUGAAGGCUUCACGAAGAUGGAGGUUUGGGGCAGCGAGCUCCAACCUACGGGAGUUGAUCUCAAUAGUGUGGGUACGGUGAUUCCCAACGCUUCGAGAAGUGCCAUGCAAAUGAUGGUUGCAAAAGACCAAGAUCAUUUGAAGAAAGGAGAGGUUGUGUGGGACAAUAACAACAAGUUACCGUGGUUUUGA
Molecule: messenger RNA, 1176 nt
Organism: Yamadazyma tenuis ATCC 10573
Lineage: Eukaryota; Fungi; Ascomycota; Pichiomycetes; Serinales; Debaryomycetaceae
Source: RefSeq, a predicted model, not a curated record